Molecule: messenger RNA, 5615 nt
Organism: Sardina pilchardus (European sardine)
Lineage: Eukaryota; Metazoa; Chordata; Actinopteri; Clupeiformes; Clupeidae
Gene: dhx57
Product: DEAH (Asp-Glu-Ala-Asp/His) box polypeptide 57
Exons: 22
Coding region: 116-4156 (1346 amino acids)
Cellular component (GO): intracellular anatomical structure
Molecular function (GO): RNA binding; protein binding; metal ion binding
Source: RefSeq, a predicted model, not a curated record
GAGAGGCUCGUCUCAGGCCCCGUACCGCGGGCGUAGCAGCCCUCGAGCAGACGAGGAGAGGCGGGGCCUGUUCAAGAGCGAGCAGCACGCGCCCCUCCCGCUGCAGAAGAUCCACAUGACCUCAGAGAACCAGCUGCAGGUCAAGGAGCUGCUGAGGGAACUGCAGAGCCAGGAGUACAGCGGCCAACACAGUGAGUCAGGCUCAGACUACGACUAUGAGGAAGGGGAGGAGGAGGAAGAGGAGGAGGAGGAGGAGUUUGAUGAGCUGGACGUGCGUGAUGAAGGGCAGUACUGGAACACGCGGGACGAAGGGCUGGAGAGCGCUCAGACCGACGACUACGAGCUCGAGGAGUUGACCGACAGGGAUGCACACACACCGGAGCCUGUCGCCUCUCUCUUCGCUCUGGGGACGCUUAGCAGGUACGGUUUUGAUCGUGAGCGCAGCCGGCGUGUUUUGGAGGCGGGGCCAGGUGAGGUGGGCGGGACCCUAGAGCUCCUCCUCCAGCAGCUGUUCUCGGAACGCUACGGCGCCGACGCGCUCUCCCCCGCGACCCCUGACCCCCCGUCGCCCUCCGACUGCGCCGGCGUCCGCGAGGAGGAGGCCUUCGCGCUCGACGCCAUCUACGGAGAACGCUUCGUCCAGCGCAUCGCCGACCACGUCUGGACCGUCGACCUGCAGCUCGAUUGGCUCGCCGACGCCGCCGCCGACGCCGCUCAAAGCUCGGCCGGAUCGACCAAUCGGGGCAAGCAGGGGGCGGGCUCGGGCUCGUCCUCCCAGGUGUGCAAGUUCUACCUGAAGGGCGCGGGGUGCAAGUUCGGCGAGCGCUGUCGCUUUCGGCACCAGCUGGCGGGGGACGAUCAGGGUCCGGUGCCCGCGCUGAGGGGCACGCAGGCGGGCAUCAGCAGCGCCGACGCCCCCCUGUACCAGCUGGAGGUGCGCUUCCCGCCCGGCAGCCGCUACCCUCACCAGCCCCCCCUGGUGGCCUUCUGCACCAACGACGCCUCUCUCCCGUUGGCCGGGCGCCUCAGCUUGACGGAGUACCUGUUCGGCCUAUCGCUGAGCGCCGCGCAAGAGGCGGAGCCGGUGGUCUACACGCUGCUCUCAACCCUCGAGGAGGAGCAGCCAAUCAGGGACCUGCUGUCAGUCACGCAUCACAAAUACAGCUCCCCGCCCCCAGUCAUCGUCCCGCCCCCAAACAUGACGGCAAAGACCAAGACCCAAACGGUCGCUCCAGCGACAGCAUCCAAGCCAACGGCUGCCCCGACGACGGUGUCCAAGCCAACGGCUGCCCCGACGACGGUGUCCAAGCCAACGGCUGCCCCGACGACGGUGUCUAAACCAGCCUCCGCAACGAUCAAUAGCGUCAGAAACAGACACCAGGAGGAGGAGAGAGUGUGUGAGGAGGAGCUGGAGGAAGAGGAGGAUGAGGGUGAGGAAGAGGAGGUUCAGGCGGUUCCGGUGGAGAGCGAGAGCUACGUCAACUUCAGGAAGAGGAUGGAGAAGAGGGCGGAGACCAGGCCUCAGGACAUGGAGCACGACAACAAGAAACUACGCAGGGACUUCAAAAGGAAACAGUCGUCCAGGCGGUACCUGUCUCUGCAGCAGCAGCGGCACAAGCUGCCCGUGUGGAAGGAGAGGCGGAACAUCUUACACACUCUGGACCAGAACCAGGUGCUGGUGAUCAGCGGCAUGACCGGCUGUGGAAAGACCACUCAGAUCCCGCAGUUCAUCCUGGACGAGUCUCUGAACGGUCACCGUGUGGCCAACAUCAUCUGCACGCAGCCGCGACGCAUCUCUGCCAUCGCCGUGGCAACCCGUGUGGCGGAGGAGCGGGCGGAGCCGCUGGGGAACUCCACCGGGUACCAGAUACGCCUGGAGACCGUGCGGUCCUCCAGCACUAGGCUGCUGUUCUGCACCACUGGGGUUCUGCUGAGACGUCUGGAGGGGGACGCAGAGCUGAGUGGAGUCACACACGUCAUCGUGGACGAGGUGCAUGAACGCACUGAGGAGAGUGACUUCCUGCUGUUGAUUCUGAAGGAUCUGAUUCUGCAGAGGUCAGAUCUGAAGGUCAUCUUGAUGAGCGCCACGCUCAACGCCGAGCUCUUCUCCGAGUACUUCCACGGCAGCCCCUCCGUCCACAUACCAGGACGUACAUUCCCUGUGGACCAGUUUUUCCUGGAGGAUGCUCUCGCUAAAACAAGGUUCGUGCUGGAGGACGGCAGUCCGUACCGGCGCUCGGGCAAACCCGGCGGCCAGUCCAGCCGCGGCGGAGCGGGCAGUAAGGGGCGGGCGCCGCUCGAUGACCCGGACGACGAUGACGGCUGGUCCUUCGGCUCGUUCGCCAGGAAGGACGCCGUGAAAGACACCAUCCCUGACGAGCAGCUGAGCUUGCCGGACCUCCAGAUCCGAUACAAGAGCUGCUCGAAGUCUGUGCUGAAGAACUUGGCCAACAUGGACCUGGAGAAGAUCAACAUGGACCUGCUGGAGGACCUGCUGGAGUGGAUAGUGGACGGAGAUCACGACUACCCACCAGGUGCCGUGCUGGUGUUCCUCCCUGGCAUGGCAGAGAUCAAACAGCUCUAUGAGCAGCUUCAGUCCAACAGGAUGUUCAACAAUAGAACAGCAAAGAGGUGUGCGGUGUACCCUCUCCACUCGUCCUUGUCCAAUGAGGAGCAGCAGGCCGUAUUUAAUCGUCCGCCAGAGGGCGUCACUAAGAUCAUCAUCUCCACCAACAUCGCCGAGACCUCCGUCACCAUCGACGACGUCGUCUAUGUCAUCGACUCCGGACGCAUGAAGGAGAAGAGGUACGACGCCAGCCGCAGCAUGGAGAGCCUGGAGGACGUGUGGGUGUCGCGUGCGAACGCUCUGCAGCGGCGGGGGAGGGCGGGGCGUGUGGCCUCAGGUGUGUGUUUCCACCUGUUCACCAGCCACCGCUACACACACCACCUGAGCCCCCAGCAGCUGCCCGAGAUCCUCCGCGCCCCAUUGGAGCAGCUCUGCCUCAGGGUGAAGGUGUUGGAGGUGUUUGCUGCGCGCACGCUGGACUCGGUGUUCUGUCGCCUGAUUGAGCCGCCGUCGGAGGAGAGUCUGAGCGCGGCGCGGCAGCGGCUGUGUGACCUGGGCGCGCUGACGCCCGCCGAGGCCCUGACGCCGCUGGGGUGGCACCUGGCAUGCCUGCCCGUCGACGUGCGCAUCGGCAAGCUCAUGCUGCUGGGCACCAUCUUCCGCUGCUUGGACCCCGCGCUCACCAUCGCCGCCAGCCUGGCCUUCAAGAGCCCCUUCGUGUCUCCGUGGGAUAAGAGAGAGGAGGCAAAUGAGAGGAAGUUGAGUUUUGCUUUAGCCAACAGUGACCAUCUGGCCCUGCUCCAGGCUUACAAGGGCUGGUGCACGGCUGCAAAGAACAGCACGAGUGCAGGAUACCAGUACUGCAGGGAGAACUUCCUGUCUGCACGGGGACUACAGGAGAUUUCCAGUCUGAAGAGGCAGUUUGCUGAGCUGCUGUCGGACAUUGGCUUUGUGAAGGAGGGACUGAAGGCCAGAGUCAUCGAGAGGAGGAGCUCCAAGGGGACCGACGGAGUACUGGAGGCAACAGGACACGAGGCCAACCUGAAUGCUGACAACACCAGGCUGAUGUCUGCCAUGCUGUGUGCUGCCCUCUACCCCAACGUAGUGCAGGUCCGUUCUCCGCAGGGUAAGUACAAGCAGACGAGUAAGGGGGCGGUGAAGAUGCAGCCCAAAGCAGACGAACUCCGAUUCCUCACCAAGGACGAUGGAGCCGUACACAUCCACCCCUCAUCCAUCAACUACACGGUGCGUCACUAUGACAGCCCGUACCUGGUGUACCAUGAGAAGGUGCGCACGAGCCGCGUGUUCAUCCGGGACUGCAGCAUGGUGAGUGUGUAUCCGCUCGUGCUCUUCGGCGGCGGCCAGGUCAGCGUGGAGCUCCAGCGAGGCCAGUUCAUCGUCUCCCUCGACGACGGCUGGAUCAAGUUUGCUGCCGCCUCACACCAGGUGGCCGAGCUGGUUAAAGAGUUGAGAUGGGAGCUGGAUCAGCUGCUGGAGGAGAAGAUCAAGAACCCCAGCAUGGACCUGAUCACCUGCCCCCGAGGAUCACGCAUCAUACACACCAUCGUCUCACUCAUCUCCACACAAUAACACACACACACACACACACACACACACACACACACACACACACACACACACACCAGCAUGGACCUGAUCACCUGCCCCCGGGGAUCACGCAUCAUACACACCAUCGUCUCACUCAUCUCCACACAAUAACACACACACACACACACACACACACACACACACACACACACACACACACACACACACACACCAGCAUGGACCUGAUCACCUGCCCCCGGGGAUCACGCAUCAUACACACCAUCGUCUCACUCAUCUCCACACAAUAACACACACACACACACACACACACACACACACACACACACACCAGCAUGGACCUGAUCACCUGCCCCCGGGGAUCACGCAUCAUACACACCAUCGUCUCACUCAUCUCCACACAAUAACACACACACACACACACACACACACACACACACACCAGCAUGGACCUGAUCACCUGCCCCCGAGGGUCCCGCAUCAUACACACCAUCGUCUCACUCAUCUCCACACAAUAACACACACACACACACACACACACACACACACACACACCAUACACACACACACACGCAUCGUCUCACUCAUCUCCACACAAUAACACACACACACACACACACACACACACACACACACCAUCGUCUCACUCAUCUCCACACAAUAACACACACACACACGCAUGCGCAUCAUACACACCAUCGUUUCACUCAUCUCCACACAAUAACACACACACACACACGUGCACAUCAUACACACCAUCGUUUCACUCAUCUCCACACGCACACACACACACACACACAUCCUGAUCACAUGCACUGUAUGCCCACAGUAUCCCUGAUGCCAGCCUUGGGUUAGCAACACAACUCCCUUCAUCUGGCCCCCCUGGCACGGCGCAUAUAGUGCCCCCCCCCCCCCCCCUGAAUUUAAAGACCUGACACUAAUGUGUGUGUGUCUGUACGGUUUAUGCUCAUGAGAGUUUAGGUGUUUACAGCAUCUGAGCAGGCCACAGCCCCACCUGUAGUUCCACAACCCCACCUGCCCGUCUCUGUUGCCAAAUGUAUCAACAUUUAAGUUAUGAGCACUUAAAAGAUUGUGUGUGUGUGUGUGUGUGUGCACGAGGCUUUCAAGCCUCUGUGGAUUACGGCAGGUUUAUAAAACAAGAAUGAGAUGAUGAAUUUAAAGACUUGACACUUAAGUGUGUGUGUGUGUGUGUGUGGCCACUUAGGUCACGUUUUCUAUGUAUUGGUAUUUGCUUGUGUGAUCAAGAGCACAAGCUAGCAGUUAGAGGCGUCCAUAUUGGAUCCGGAGUCUCCUUCAUGAAUUCCACUUCUUAUUAUUAUGGGAUGCAAUGGGGGGUCUGUUUCCACGCAUCAUACUAAUGAUGGUAUUUAAGUCUAGAAGAGCUCCCUGAACUACGAUACACACGCCAUCUGUAGUGUGUGUGUGUUAUGUGAAGCGAGCUCUUAAUAAAUAAAUGAGAGAA